Molecule: messenger RNA, 792 nt
Organism: Daldinia decipiens
Lineage: Eukaryota; Fungi; Ascomycota; Sordariomycetes; Xylariales; Hypoxylaceae
Product: HCNGP-like protein-domain-containing protein
Exons: 3
Coding region: 1-792 (263 amino acids)
Biological process (GO): regulation of DNA-templated transcription
Cellular component (GO): nucleus
Source: RefSeq, a predicted model, not a curated record
AUGGCAGGCCUCGUGGGCUACGAAAGUAGCGACGAUGAAGAAGUCGUGCAGCAGCAGCCGCCAGAUCCAAAGCCGCUGAAACAAACUCAAGAUACUACUAUCAGUCCGGAUACAAAGCCAGACGUCCCGGCAGAACCCAGUGCUGCCUCGCAAAAACCAGAUGAGCAAGCAGCAGCCAUCAUCGGACCACAGAUAGGCCCAGCAGCCGCCGGUCCCAGCUUCCCUCCGCUAGAAGAAGCACCCCUAGAAGACGACUCGGACAGCAGCCCCGGCCCCGGCCUAGGCCUAUUACCCCCAGGCUCGCCGUACACAGCAACCCGCGCGCUCCUGCGGGACCUAACGCUGCCCGCCGUCCCCAACACAGCCAUCCCGCCGUCGCCCCCGGGCUCGCCGCCCCCGGGCACCAGCGCCAAGUUCGAGCGGUUCCUCGAGCUCAAGCGCCAGGGCGUGCACUUCAACUCGCGCGUCGCCCAGAACCCGUCCCUGCGCAACCCCGCCCUCACCGACAAGCUGCUGUCCUUCGUCGACCUCGCCGCCCCCGCCGACCAGUACCGCACCACCCUGCCCGCCCACAUCUGGGACCCCGCGGCGUUCCCGCGCGGCGCGUACCGCGAGCAGCUUAGGCUGAGCCAGAGCGAGGCCGAGAAGGCUAGGGCUAGGACCAAGGGCGCGCCGGUGGAUUUUGUGGCGGCGGCCGGGGAUGGACAAGGAGGUGUGCUGCAGAGUGCUUCGCAGGGAGGGGGCGUGUCGAAGGCGAGCACGGGGAAGAGGAAGACGAGGUUUGAUGCGUAG